AAACGCUGUCAACCGAUCCUGCUGACUUUUGCGGACAAGUGAACUUACGGUUACGAAACAAAGCAGUUUCUUAAGAUGAGUGCGUUUAAGCAGCGACAAAGCAUUGCAAAUUUGUUGUUAGGAACAAACAUGAACGAUGACGAAGAUGCUCGGAAAGCAAUUUUCAUAUCGAACUGUUCCAUUGAAAAGCUUCCUGAUAAGGUCAUCUUGCAUAUCUUUUCCUAUCUGAGUCACUUGGAAAUAUGUCGCAUGGCUACGGUAUGUCGCCGCUGGCGAACCAUAGCGUACAACACUCAGCUCUGGAAGAAUGUUUCGCUGCGGCCGGAAGUUUCGGGACUGCACGUUGGUUCGUUGGAGUCUUUGCUGCAGCUCAUCUCGGUGCGGUUCGGACCAUCGCUGCGUUACAUCGAGCUGCCGAUUGAGCUUAUCACGCACACCGUAUUGCAUGAGCUGUCGUCGAAAUGUCCGAAUCUGACACACAUGCUUCUUGAUUUCUCUACGGCCAUGCAGCUGCAUGACUUCAGCGAAAUGCAAGCGUUCCCGGCCAAGCUACGUUAUAUGUGCAUCUGCUUGUCAGAGGUAAUCUUCAUGGAGGGUUUCAUGCGCAAAAUUUACAACUUCAUCAACGGGCUCGAAGUGCUGCAUCUCAUCGGCACGUACGAGAAAUGUGAAGAAGAAGAGGAGGAAAUCUAUGAAGUCAUCAACGUGCAUAAGCUCAAAUCUGCCACACCGAACUUGCGUGUGAUCAAUCUGUAUGGUAUCAACUUCAUCGAUGAUUCUCACAUCGAUGCCUUCAGCUCCAACUGCAUCCAGCUCGAGUGUCUGGCAGUUAACUAUUGCAACAAGGUCGUCGGAUCGACCCUGAAGGCUCUGCUGGCAAGAUCGAAACAGUUGAAAUGCUUGCUGAUGAACGGUACCAGCCUGAAGUCGGAAUACGUGAUGCAGGCAGAGUGGGAUAAAUGUUCGGUGCAGGAGUUGGACAUCUCUGGCACCGAUCUAUCAAGCGAGUGCUUGAUCGAUGUUUUGACAAGAAUUCCUACGCUGCGCUUUUUAAGCGCUGGUCAAAUUAAUGGUUUCAACGACUCCGUGCUGAAGGCCUGGAUGGAAGGUGGCAAUCCGAAAAGCCUGAUCGCUCUGGAUCUUGAUUCUUCCGACAAUGUGUCCGAUGAAGCUUUGGCUCGAUUCAUCACGCGUUACGGUGCACAGCUUCAGGCGUGCGUGCUUUCCGGCAUGACGCACAUCACGGAUCAGCUGUGGAUGACCAUCAUGCCAAUUCUGACCAACAUACGCAUCAUCGUGAUGGGUACAACGGAACGGCUCGGUGGUAACAUACACGUGGACCAGUUGAUGGAUACCAUUGGCUCACACUGUACCAAGUUGGAACGUUUGGAGCUUCGUUGGGAUCCGGAAAAUCUACGAUUCUCCGACAAGAGUCAGAAAGCGAUCGAUUUACUGCGUGUUAAGUGUUUGAAGCUGCGCUGUCUUGUGCUGAGUGAUGGGCGUUACUACGAAACGGUGAAGGCUAACUUUGAACGUGCUGACCGUACGACCGUGGUUCGCACUACCACCAGCUGCCGCGUGUCGGCGUACCAUGUGCUGAGCAAUUACAACGAUUUGGUUUUCAAUUGAAUUUUUUUCGCUUACAUCACAAUAAUAUCCAUAAAGGGUGUGUUUUUAUAGUUACUAUCUUCAA
This is a messenger RNA of Anopheles maculipalpis, 1693 nucleotides long. It is a transcript of the gene FipoQ, whose product is annotated as F-box/LRR-repeat protein 7. The coding region runs from base 76 to 1629 and encodes 517 amino acids. Gene Ontology annotation, biological process: positive regulation of protein ubiquitination; SCF-dependent proteasomal ubiquitin-dependent protein catabolic process. Gene Ontology annotation, molecular function: protein binding. NCBI's taxonomy places the organism in Eukaryota, Metazoa, Arthropoda, Insecta, Diptera, Culicidae. The transcript is spliced from 4 exons. The record is from RefSeq and is a predicted model, not a curated record. Gene Ontology annotation, cellular component: SCF ubiquitin ligase complex.